Messenger RNA from Trichoderma gamsii, 444 nucleotides. RefSeq lists its product as hypothetical. Lineage: Eukaryota; Fungi; Ascomycota; Sordariomycetes; Hypocreales; Hypocreaceae. The record is from RefSeq and is a predicted model, not a curated record. Gene Ontology annotation, molecular function: copper ion transmembrane transporter activity. Gene Ontology annotation, cellular component: membrane. Bases 1 to 444 code for a protein of 147 amino acids. Gene Ontology annotation, biological process: copper ion transmembrane transport. The transcript has 2 exons.
AUGGACAUGCCAUCUUCGACAGCCGGCCCAAUGUCCAUGGGCUCAUCCAACACGACGAUGACCAUGGAGUCCAUGGCCAUGGUGUUCUUCACCUCCACAAACACGCCUCUUUGGUCCUCGGCUUUCGCACCCAACACGAGCGGGCAGUACGCCGGCGCAUGCAUCUUCCUGAUAGCUUUCGCUGUGGUGUUUCGCAUCUUGCUGGCAUUGCGGUUCAACCUGUACAAGGUCAUGGCCGCGGCCAAGCAAAGGCGUGGUGGCAGUCUGCUGCCGCCGGACGUGGCCGAAACCAAAUCGACACCCCGACCUUGGAGAGCCAACGAGGCUGUCAUAUCGGGCGCGCUUGACACGGUGAUUGCGGGAUAUGCUCGCAGUCAUGACGAUGAAUGUUGGGUAUUUCCUGUCGAUACUUGGUGGUAUUUUCGUGGGCAGCAUGCUCUGUAG